CAGCUGCGCUUCUCUUAUCUUCUUCCCCCUUCCUCUGGUCUUUGCCUUAAACCCUAGCAACUGGUUCGUUCAUUAUCAAAUGGGAGAUUCACCAUUCUUAACCGCUACUUUCUGAGAGCGAAAAGAUUUUGUCUUUCUCUUCUCUUUAACCCGGAAAAAAUGUACUGUAACCUGACAAGAACCCAAGGCUUUCCAAUGGCGAUUAGGGUUUCCUUACAACAAACCAAAGCUACUAAAAGCUGUUUCCACCUCAAAGGAAGCGCCUUUGCACAUGUCUCGACUGGGUUUAGCCGAGGUAGUCUUUUAGUUAGCUCUCGCCUCAAAUCUAUAGAGAUUGGAAUGUUAGGGAAGCUUGAAAGCGUUAGAGACUAUUCUAGCUUCGAUUCACAGAGAUUUGGCAAACGAAGUAGUGGUGGUAAUAGAGGAAGAUCUGGAUUAGUUUCAAAAGCUUACCGAGACCAGAGAAGUGACGGAAACGGCCGUGGAGACUCCAUUUGGGUGAAGCCAGUCGAAGAGAGGAGAGGUAAUGGAUCAUCUUCAUCUUGGGAGAAGAAACGAGAUGGAAACGGUUCUGUUUCUUCUGAUAGGAGAAGUAGAUUUAGUGGUGAAACAAGAAAGCGUGAUUCUUUCCGUGGUAGAAGAGAUGAUGGAGAAAGCGAGAAAGCUACUGGAAACUCUAUUUGGGUUGCUAAUGACUCACCGGUUAAAGAGCAGUUGCCUAAAGUUAAUCGUUAUGCUCGAGAAGAUGAUGAAGGAGUUGAAACCGAGCAUGUUGAAGAAGAGCCAAACGAUGCUAGGUGGCCUGAGAUCAGAAAUAGGUUCAAUAGGUAUGAUGUAAGAAGAGAUGAAGGGCGCGGUGGCAACGCAGCGUAUCAAAACUGGAACAGGCAAGAGAGCUGGGGAAGGAGGACGUGGCAAGAGGCGACCGAGUCAAGCGUGCCUAGGAUGGUCGGUGAAGUGGUUUACGGAGUGAGUCCGGUCUUAGCUGCGCUCUCUGCCGGGAGACGAGAGCUGUACGCUCUGUACGUUCAAGAAGGUUUGGAUCUGAGCAGUAACAACAAGAAGAAGAAAGACAAGAAAGGUUUUGAGAGAGUCUUGAAACUCUCUGAGAAGCUUGGGUUAGAUAUUAAAGAAACUUCCAAGCAUGAUCUCAACAUGGUUGCUGAUAACAGACCUCAUCAAGGACUGGUGCUGGAUGCUUCACCAUUGGAGCUGGUGAAAGUGAAAGAGCUAGAUAAGGUUUCUUCGGAGGAAGAAGAGAAGUACUCUCUUUGGGUGGCGUUAGAUGAGGUCACUGAUCCGCAGAACUUAGGUGCCAUCAUAAGGUCUGCUUACUUUUUCGGAGCCACUGGAGUUGUGGUGUGCGCUAAAAACUCGGCUCCGUUGAGUGCGGUGGUGAGUAAAGCAAGUGCUGGAUCUCUGGAAGUGAUGGAGCUUAGAUACUGCAAGAACAUGAUGCAGUUCCUGGAAGCUUCCGCUGAGAACGGUUGGCGUGUGGUUGGUGGUUCGGUUUCUUCCAAGGCUGUUGCUUUGAACGAGGUUUCACCCGGUAGGCCGACGAUUCUUGUGCUGGGGAAUGAAGGGACUGGGUUAAGGCCGUUGGUGGAGAGAUCAUGCACUGAUUUAGUUCGGAUUAGUGGGAAUAUGGCUAGCGAUGUUGCAGCUAGUACAGAGUCUGAAGAUGGGGAAGUGGAAGGAUUGAGAUCUUUCUUAGCUGUGGAGAGUUUGAACGUGAGUGUUGCAGCUGGUUUGUUUCUUCAUCACUUGAUAGGAAACAAAGCAAGUGUUUGAUUCAGUGGUGCUUAGUUUCUCUGAAUAAUUUCAUUUUUGCAGCAAACUUGGGGGUUGCUAUGUGCUUGAUAUUACUUUUCUACUCUCAUUCUAUGGUUAUUUACUAAAGUUUAGUUGUUAA
Molecule: messenger RNA, 1912 nt
Organism: Brassica napus (rape)
Lineage: Eukaryota; Viridiplantae; Streptophyta; Magnoliopsida; Brassicales; Brassicaceae
Exons: 1
Coding region: 160-1791 (543 amino acids)
Biological process (GO): rRNA methylation
Cellular component (GO): chloroplast
Molecular function (GO): RNA methyltransferase activity; RNA binding
Source: RefSeq, a predicted model, not a curated record